This is a messenger RNA of Ficedula albicollis (Collared flycatcher), 4537 nucleotides long. RefSeq names its product peptidase inhibitor 15 (gene PI15). Gene Ontology annotation, cellular component: extracellular region. Bases 178 to 954 code for a protein of 258 amino acids. Lineage: Eukaryota; Metazoa; Chordata; Aves; Passeriformes; Muscicapidae. The record is from RefSeq and is a predicted model, not a curated record. The transcript has 6 exons.
GUAACAGGGCACGCUGCUUCACAAGGGUUCACAUCAUCACACAGGAGAGCGCUGUACAUACUGCGAGAACAAUAGGCUGUGUUCUUUUUUUCUUGGUACUAUCCAGAGAUUUGCUUUCUGCUGCCCUGACUUAAAGCAGAGUACCUCUGUGACCUAUCUGUCUCCUUUGGCCCCAAAAUGACAGUAAUUGCUGCAAUCAGUUGUACUCUCUUAUUUUCCGUUCUCUGUGAAACAAGUGCAUUAGUGUUACCCAACUCCACUGACCUAUUCCUGUCAGACAAUAAUUUCACUGACAUCAAGACAGCUUUGGCAGCUCAUCUGGACUCUGCAAAAAUUCCCAAAGCCAGGCGGAAGCGCUACAUUUCACAGAAUGACAUGAUUGCCAUUCUUGAUUAUCAUAAUCAAGUCAGAGGCAAAGUCUUCCCACCUGCUUCCAACAUGGAAUAUAUGGUUUGGGAUGAAACUCUUGCCAAAUCUGCUGAGGCUUGGGCUGCUACAUGCAUUUGGGACCAUGGCCCUUCCUAUCUUCUGAGAUUUUUGGGACAGAACUUGUCUGUAAGAACUGGAAGGUAUCGAUCUAUUCUCCAGCUGGUAAAGCCAUGGUAUGAUGAGGUGAAGGAUUAUGCUUUCCCCUAUCCUCAGGACUGCAACCCUAGGUGCCCGAUGCGAUGCUAUGGACCCAUGUGCACCCAUUACACACAGAUGGUUUGGGCCACUUCCAAUCGUAUAGGCUGCGCAAUCCACACUUGCCAGAAUAUGAACGUCUGGGGAUCUGUCUGGCGGCGAGCUGUUUACUUGGUGUGCAACUAUGCCCCAAAGGGGAAUUGGAUUGGAGAAGCACCAUAUAAAGUAGGAGUCCCGUGUUCAGCUUGUCCUCCAAGCUAUGGAGGUUCUUGUAUCGACAAUCUUUGUUUCCCAGGAGUAACAUCAAACUACUUAUACUGGUUUAAAUAAGUUAACAUUAUUUUAAAGAAAACCCACAGAUGAGUAACAAGAACCUUGUGUAUUGAAUUUUGCACAUAUUAUAUAUAGAAAGAUUGUAAUAAUACUCUGAUAUUUUCUUUUUGUAUGCUUUUGUAUAAUUAGCUUUCAAAGUACAGUAUAAUUUGGUUUUAACACUUCGGGACUUAAGAUUCACGUUAUCUUUUUUAGAUUAACAUUUUGUUAAAGGAGAGCAAGCUCAUUUAACUCUUAGCAAAUGCAGCUUCCUGAAGAUUAGAUUGUAUUAAAAGCACAUCAGAAUAUAGAAUAUUACUUCCUUUUAAAAAUAACAGCUCUCGAAAGAGAAGGGUCAUUGUUUAAUACUGUGCUUUAAAAAUGGAGUGUGACAUGCAAAGCUACAAAUUGCCCUCACACUCCCAAUGGUUCCUCCUGUUUACACCUGUGCUUUCACCUGCAAAGUCAACGGGACACUGAGCAGAGGAAAACAUAUGUGCAAGAGAAACUGCGGGAUAUUACCUACCUCAUGCACAGCAUCAAUUCAUUUAUGGUGUUUGAAGAGUUCAGCACAUGGCUGCUGCUAUCACAUGUCUGUGUGCAGACAGGGAUAUUAAAGAGAAUGAGGAACCACACUGACUAGGAUGCAGUGGCUGUUAACUCACAUGCCUGAAGUCUUAUUUAGAUAGAAAGCUACAUCACUUGAAAAAUACUGGUUUAACAGCUCAGCUUGACUCUACCUUCCUGUAUUUCUGAACAGUCAUUGUUCUAUAAUGGUGCUUUGCAGGAGUAUAUUUAUUAUUUUACAGGAGGAAAUAUAUUGCUACAAAGCAGUAUACAUCAAUACAUGACAUCCAUAGUGUGUUUUACACUGUAGGUUCACCAGUAUAUAUGUAGUCCCUCUGAAUGAAAUUCAGUUGAGAAUCAGGAGAGAUCAGACCUAAAAAUAGGUAGGAAAAAUUCUAAAUAAAAGACAUUAGGGAGCUUUAAAAUUCAUAUAGAUUUGUUCCAAAAAUUCCAAAUUUCUGAAUCAAUUACCAGUGUCCAUUAAAAAUACACUGCACUGUUUCCUGAAAACAUCUCAGUGCAUUUUUAAAAACCAAAUCUGCCAAAAAAUUUCUGCCAAAACCUGAAUACCUUAUGGGUGCCUAAUAGAGACAUCAAAACUGAAAUAUUAUACAGGUACUUUUCUUGAAAAACAGAUUAUGGAAAGGAAGAAAUCCAGUGUCUGCCACUACUACUAGGUCAUUGAAAUAGCCUCAAAUUUUGGCUUUAUGUUACAGGGCAGAAUGUACUCCACUUUAAAUAAAAGUGUUUAGUCUGCUAGCACUGCUACAUUUAGACCUCUGAAAUUUAUGAACUUUGAAAAGCAAUAUUGCACAGAGCAAGUAGAACUACAGAGGAUAAUUUCACUAGAGCUACAUAUGUAUGUAUCUUUAAGUCACUAAUUCAGUCUUUUUAGGGUAUUUGUGACUGUCUGCCACCAGACUAUGAAGUAACAUGCUGGUGAUAUAAAAAGAAAGAUGAGAAUUUGAAUUCUUCACAUUAGUUACUCUUUUUCUCCAGCAAGAUAUCUGGAGCAGGCUGUAUAGUGUAUGAAGUGUAGCAGCCCUUCUGUAUCUGUCCAUACUCUGAUCCCUCAGAGAACAUCAGCAGCUGAUCUGUGGCUCUUCAGAUAUUUCUGGUUAGUGACACUUGUGUAUCUGACAGGACAAGAACUAGACAGGCAUAUUGCCUUUAGAUGUGUCCAAGUUGUAAAAGGAUAACUCUUUGUAAUGUUCUAACUUUUAUCCUAACAGGUACAACAUAAACAUUUUUCCUUUUGUUUUCAAAGGAGUUUGGACUUGAACAAUACUCAAUCAGUCAAAUACUUUGGUGGAGUAAAAGCCAGUCCUGUUUUGGGGGUGAAAGACAACCUCUGCAUUAUCUAUGUACACACUGAAAUAAAUGAGUGAGACAAAACUACUUGGUGGGUCACUACCCCCUCAGCCAGCACAGUUUUUGACAAAGAUGCAGGUGAAAAAUGCAUUUUUGUUCUGCAUAAAAAAUCUUCUAUAGAGGUAAAAGUUAAAACAGUGCAUCUAGCCAUUUUCAGUAUUUUUAUUUAAUACAAAUAGGAAGCAGAGCAUAAGAAAAAGUUCAGGUUAGGCCAUGGAGCCUACAACAGUAGGUCUAACAAUAAAUGACUAUGCACUUUGAAACUUGCAACUUGUAUGUUGUAUGGUACGCUUUCCAAACAGGACUAGACAUUGUAAAUUAAUUUAUAAUUCUGUAAUUCAGCUGAAAUUACUAUCACGGGUAUAUAUGUUAUCGUAUCUGUUACUUUUUAAGUUGCUACAAAUGCCUUGAUUUUGUGGAAUAUUUUGUUUUCUGUGAAUAUAGAAAACUUUGCUUUUAACAAACAGGUAUGCAGGUUUUUUCACAACAUCCCAUAAUGGUGCUAGGGAUUAACUAUUGUAAUCACACUGUAAUUGACAGCAGCAAAAUAUGAUGUGGAAAUAAGCUAUUUAAUACGAGCAGCUCCUGAUAAAACCAGCUACAAGCACUCAAACAUUAGCUGAAUAUUUUUAAUUUAACAUAGAGGAUUGCAAUCAUCAGAUAUUUGAUUGCCACAUGAAAUUUCCACUUAAAAGUAGAAGGUCUUUCUGUAUUGCCUGUUUGAUUUGCCCCAAUUUCUAUUACCUUUUUGCUCUUGGGCCAGGUAAUGACAAUGCCAGUAAAGCUCUGUUUUGAUUGCCAGUGCCAGUGCUUCCUGACUGACUACCUGACACCAAGUGCUGCUACAAAAAAAAGCACUGAAAUGUGCAGAAGACUUCAGAUGCCUUUGGCAGCUCUAAUGCAUGCUGAGCUUGAUGGGUUCAAGGCCAUGCAGAGGCCAACCACCUCCAGUUGCUGUUCUGAUGGCCUUGAAGUACUAAUUUCUUCUCAGCAGAGGGGUGUGCCCUUAAAGACAGAGAAAUUAGCUCAGACUUCUGUUCUAAAUAUAAAAUUGUAAAAGUAUGCACAAGCUAAAAUAAGGCAAAAAUUAUUUUUUGUCAAAAUACUGUGAGAGGCAUAAGAGUAAAAAAUGAUAUAACAAAAUUGAUAUAAUGAAUUAUUGAGUGCAGCUGUUUAUAAUAAUAUCUGCUUGUGAAUUUUUGCCUCAUUUAAACAUCUAAGGUAAUGGAUAGCAGUUGAUACCUUUUGGUGCUAACCUCUGUGUUCUGGUGCUGAAGUUACAGAUUAUUUUUUGUGGAAAUAUUACCAUAUACACUCCAGUGUUUGUGAAAUCUUUUUCAGAUAAACAUAUAACUUACCACUAGGUCAGAUUUUCUCUCAGCCUUCGUUUUUAUGGUUGUUUCAGGCUUUAAUAAGAGUUUUAUGUGCAUCAGAGAGGAAAAUGUAUUCCAGUUCAAAACCAAAACAAACAGUGCCCUCCUCCCAUCACAACAGGCAAGUGCCUGUGGAACAAAUUAUGGGGAGAGUAAGACCUCUGAGAGUCGUGACUUCAGAUUGAUGCUGAGCAAGUUUUAGUGAUUCCAGAUUGUCUCUCUGAACAAUAAAUGACUUCAGAAAAUCUGAGCUUGACCUUGCACACUUAUCCUUGGGAUCUAUUCUUUGA